CGAAGCUCACCGCAUUCUGACUUAUACUACUCAUUUUGCUGGUGCUCCGCGACUGCUGGCCGAACAAAAAAAAAAAAAAAAAGAGGCCCAGCCCCAUCCCUUCCUCUUCCUCUUCCUCUCACUGCCAUCUCCCACUCUUGAAACCCUAGCUCCAGUCUCGCUCUCCCUGACCCACGACUACUGGCGGGGACGCUUCGUUCGUUACCAAGAGUCCGUAGAGAUUCCUCUGUCCUUACUGAAUAACGCCAAUAACGGGAAGAAAUGGCGGACCCACAAGCUACGACGGAGGGGCAACAGAUGAAUGGGGAUAGGACCGUCACUUUGGCCGAGACCGUCGGGGCCAAGAGGCAGAGAAGGCCCAGCGUCCGAUUAGGCGACCUCGGCGGUGACCUCACCUUCGACUCCCACGUCCGAAGGAAGCAUCAUUCCGCCUCAGGUAACCUCCAUAAAUCCUCCAAGACUCGUCCUUUGUUCAAUUUGAGCUCCGACCACCACCAAACCCUCGAGGAUAAUGACAAAAUCGACAACUUGGAUUCCGUCGCCAUUGGGAGCUGGAAAGUCAAGGACUCCAAGAAGCGUGCCUCCAAUGCCACCAAGAGGGUGCGCUCCAAUUGGGUUCCCAAGGUCACUGAUGAAGGCGGCGGCGGCAGCGGCGGCGAAGUAGAGGUGGACAAGUAUAGCGGCGGGGAGGAUUUUGACGAUGGGUAUAACGAUUUUGACAUAGAAAAUUUUGAGUCUCCCGUCAAGGAGCAGAGCUUAGUACACUCUUUGGAGAAUUUGGGUGGGGAUAGCCAUGGAAAUGAGAGGGAUGUGCUGUAUAGGAGACCUGGUAGGGGUAGGAGUAGGGACCACCAUGACGCGGUUGAGUUAUCGGGGCCCUCAGAUACCGAUUUCAGGGAUAGGGAUGGAAGGUGUGGAGAGGAUGGGGUGAAGAUUUGGCUUAAUGGGUUAGGACUAGGGAGGUAUGCACCCGUUUUCGAGGUUCAUGAAGUGGAUGACGAGGUUUUGCCUAUGUUGACGUUGGAGGAUUUGAAAGAUAUGGGGAUCAAUGCAGUCGGUUCCAGAAGGAAAAUGUACUGUGCCAUUCAGAAGCUAAGCAAGGGAUUUUCGUAAUGCCUUUUCUGUUGGUUUUGAGAAAUCCUCAGACAUGGUAAUGAACUUAGUUGUCCAUUCUGUGGUAAGGAAGUGAUCACAGGGAAGUUGGGACAAGUUUUGACUGAGGAAGCUGGUAUGAACUCUUUAUACACGAAAUGCAAGGUGUAGAACUUUGGUUAGCAGUGGCAUGCUCUGGCCACAGUUUCCAUAGUGGGGAGAGUGGCAAGAGGCUGUAAUGAGUAGGUGCGUAAGGCAUGUGAUUUUGGUUUAUUCUUUGUGGGCCAAGUGGUAAAUGAUGUUUAACUUGCACAAUUGUGUGAUCUUAUUGAUAAAUCUAUUGCUACUAACAUGUUUUGUAAUCAUUGCAUCGGAAUGCAUGUCAUUGAUUUGUUGGGAUCGGCAUCGAAUGGCAGUGGACAAAUAUAAGGGUGUGUUAACCGCUCAUUGUAUCUUCUGUUUUGGUAGGCUCAUCUUGUUAAAUGUGAAAUGGGUGGCAUCCUUGACAUUCAUAUUCGUUGCUGCUAAUCUUUUUCCAACAUUCAGCAUGAAUGUAACAUUCUGACCAGCCAAGGUGGUCUUAUUUAUGGCGAGCCUCUUUCUUGGCUCUUGUUGUAUAUUCGGACAGAGAAAUUAGAG
This is a messenger RNA of Rhodamnia argentea, 1731 nucleotides long. RefSeq lists its product as uncharacterized. The transcript is spliced from 2 exons. NCBI's taxonomy places the organism in Eukaryota, Viridiplantae, Streptophyta, Magnoliopsida, Myrtales, Myrtaceae. Gene Ontology annotation, molecular function: protein binding. Bases 262 to 1113 code for a protein of 283 amino acids. The record is from RefSeq and is a predicted model, not a curated record.